AGCCCGGUUGGAUAGCGGGAGAGACGCCGCCAUGGACGAGGCGGAGGCGAUCCUGCUGAGUUCGCUGCGCAGCUCCGCCGUCUUGCUCCCGCCGGACUUCUCUACUUCCUCCGCCUUGCAGGAUCUCUCACCUGACGCUCUCGUCUCGAUAUGUGUUCAGUCUCUCCAACUCAUCAUCGGCGCCACGGCUUCGUCUCUCCCGACCUCGCUCCCGGACUCCGCCGCCGAGCGAUUCAAGGUAUGCGAAGACAUCUCCGCAGCCAUCAAGUCGGCCGGAUACAUAGAUGAAAUCAGCUUCCGUCAGUUUCUGUAUCCGUCCAAGGAUGAGUCCCAUAAGUUGCUCAGAUUUCUGGUGGAAAGGCUACCUGAAUCAUCUCAGAAUAGAGAUGCAUUAGAUGAUAUAGCAACAAGAAGAUCAAACCAAGGAUUAACGGAAACAAUUGGAAUUUCGGAUAACGAAGUAAAAUCACAUGAAUUGGCUGAUAAUGAAUUAAUAAAUGGGCAUUUGAAAUGUGAUAAAGUAGAGAAUUAUUGCAAGGACGAAGAGGUUAAAGAUGAUUCAAAAGAAUCAAGGAAACCUGAAGAAGUAUGUGACAGUGAUGCAGAGUCUAGAUGGAAAGAUGUAAAAUUCAAUUUGGAACUUGAACAGGCACUGAGUUUGUUGCAGUUGGAAAAGACAAAGGUGGGAACACAGUCAAAAUCCUUUGAAGUUCAUAAUUUAGGAGCUCAACAUGAACUCCUAAAGGAAGCUACGAAGAUAUCAUUUGAUGAUCAACAUUCUGUUCGAUCCUGUUCAAAAGAGCAUAAUGAGCAAGCUGAAACAAGAAGUGGCACCCUUGAGGAUUUGAAAAUGCGACGGAACACACUGGAAGCAACAACAGAAAAGACACACAGCAUUGAGCAGGAGCUUGCAGAACAACCUACAGCACAAGAUAGGCUUCUGAAAUUAAAGGAAAUUGAAAAGGAAACAGAAGCUACUUUGUUAGAAAUUCAUAGAAGAGAGAUUGAACAUGCUGAGCUUCUGGCAGAGUUGGAUAAAUUACCCAGCAAUUUUCCUAGGAAGUAUUACAUUGAUCGAGUGACUGAAUUGACAAAGACUAACCGCAAACAAAACACUGACAUUCUCCAGAUAUCGAAAGACAUUCGAGAAGUUCAACUAGAUAGUAAUUCUGCACAGGAACGACUGCAUAGGACAUACGCUGUGGUCGAAGAGACUGUUUUCAGGAACACUAAAGAUGAUCCAGCAGGGCGCCAGUUAUACCGGCUUCUGACUAGCAUACAUGAUGUUUUCGAACAAAUCAGAGAGAAAAUUCUUGCAACUGACAGAGCUAGAAGGGAAGCUGCUGAGCAUGAGAAGAAACUUGCAGCUAUUUCCUCUAGGACUCUCGACUUUGACAAACUCCAAGCAGAUCUUGAUUCCAUCAAAAAGGAAAACGAGUCUCUAGAGCAGCAGCUGUGCGAUGCUUAGCCUACAGAGUUUUCUAAGCCAUGUAAUGUACAGUUUGGGCGCUAGUUACUGGUGCAAGUUUUUCUGAUUGAAGAUCCUGAAGUUACUUGUAUCUCUGGCGACGUUAAAACAAGUAACUAAUACUCGCCACAAGCUUCCCAACUCGAGCUCCUCAAAUUGAGUCAAAGCUUGGUCCGGCGGAGCAGGGGCAGAUCAAGCAGGUAGAGAACCUUCUGGCCAACUUAGUGGGGGUUGAGUCAGAGCUCGAUCAGGAAAGAAAGUAAGAAAUGGAUCCAAUAGAUUUCAAGAUUGUUCUGUUCUUAUUUCUAUGUUAAGAUCUGAGAAGUGGUUCUUCCAAGUGGUCUUCAUGAUGAAGUUCUUUAAUUUAUCCCUUCCAUUCAUUAGUAAAGCUAAAUUCUUAUACCACUCAAAUCCAAAAUCAAAAUUCCCUAUAAAGAAGCAUCUGCUAAGUGGUUCGAAUCCUCUGUCAUUAA
Zingiber officinale is the source of this 1941-nucleotide messenger RNA. Its product is annotated as coiled-coil domain-containing protein 22 homolog. Gene Ontology annotation, molecular function: cullin family protein binding. Gene Ontology annotation, biological process: positive regulation of ubiquitin-dependent protein catabolic process. NCBI's taxonomy places the organism in Eukaryota, Viridiplantae, Streptophyta, Magnoliopsida, Zingiberales, Zingiberaceae. The record is from RefSeq and is a predicted model, not a curated record. The transcript is spliced from 7 exons. The coding region runs from base 32 to 1468 and encodes 478 amino acids.